Messenger RNA from Hibiscus syriacus, 1016 nucleotides. RefSeq names its product dnaJ protein ERDJ7-like. The coding region runs from base 1 to 903 and encodes 300 amino acids. Gene Ontology annotation, cellular component: endoplasmic reticulum membrane. The transcript is spliced from 8 exons. Gene Ontology annotation, biological process: protein folding. NCBI's taxonomy places the organism in Eukaryota, Viridiplantae, Streptophyta, Magnoliopsida, Malvales, Malvaceae. The record is from RefSeq and is a predicted model, not a curated record.
AUGUCUUCCAAAGUAAUCAUCGCUUCACCACUCGGGAAAUUGAAUGUGUACGUCUUCGGCCGCCAACGUUCGAUCAAAGCCUCAAUCAACAUCAGUCAUCCGGAUAAGAAUCCAGAUCCGAAAUCUAGAAAGUUGUUUGUGAAAAUUGGCAAUUCGUAUGAGAUAUUGAAAGAUGAAGCUACAAGGGAGCAGUAUGAUUAUGCAAUAGCACAUCAAGAGGAGAUGAAUUUUAAGUUUUUGUUUAAGGCAUUUUGGAAUUUCUGUUUCAUUUUGGUGUUUUACAAUGCUGCUCGAUCCUACCGAGCAUAUUAUGGUCACAGAACGGAUACACUUGCGGUCCUGGUUGGUGUUCUACUGAUUCUUUCAGUUUUUCAAUAUUUCAAUCGGUUGACCAGAUAUAAUCAGGCUGUAGACAAAAACAGUCUGCGGGCAUUGGAACUUGAACGCAGUGGAGGGACAACAAAUAUGAAGAAGAGUAACAGACAAAUGGACAAGAAAAAAGAGGAAGAUCUCAGCAAAGAGCUUGAGCUGGACAUUAAGGGAGCUGAAAAGCCAUUCAUCUGGGAAUUAAUUGGUGUGCGUUUCAUUCUUCUCCCCUACACUAUUGGCAAGGCCCAUUACAUGCAAAUAAAAAACAACCCAAAUCCAGUGACCCAAGACCAACAGUGGACCAACCCAACACGCAGCCCAGAUCCAAGUCCUCAACCCGAAGCCAACCUGGAGCAGCCCGAACUGUCUGCAACCCGAUGCAAGCUAGAGUUUUCCAACCCUAGCCCCAAUUUCUCAGCCCAGCGCCGCAAGCAGAACUGCAUGCCUCUCCCCCGUUCUUCUCAGCAACAAACAACCAUCGUGCGUGUAUGGGACUCCAACCAACAAGCAUGCAAACAGCAAGUUUUAUUUUGAUUAGGACUCUACAACUGAGGCUUAAAAUAGCAAAUCCUAGGGUAUAAAUAAACAUGUAAUCGAACCCAUUCAGGGGGUCAUGAAUACUACACAAAUACACAAGAAAUUAUUCA